This is a messenger RNA of Pyrus x bretschneideri (Chinese white pear), 762 nucleotides long. Its product is annotated as leucine-rich repeat protein 1-like. The transcript is spliced from 2 exons. NCBI's taxonomy places the organism in Eukaryota, Viridiplantae, Streptophyta, Magnoliopsida, Rosales, Rosaceae. Bases 1 to 762 code for a protein of 253 amino acids. The record is from RefSeq and is a predicted model, not a curated record. Gene Ontology annotation, molecular function: protein binding.
AUGGGUUUGAUCCAUUUUCUGGUUUCUCGGUUUAUUCUGCUCGUAUGUUCUACGCCACCACCUGUUUGUGGGAAUGCCGAGCUGGGAGCUCUGAUGGAGUUGAAGGCCUCUCUGGACCCGGAAGGCAGGGUUUUGAAGUCGUGGACCAAAGAAGGUGACCCGUGUAGUGGUUCAUUCGAAGGCGUGGCCUGCAACGAGCACCGCAAAGUGGCCAAUGUUUCUUUGGUGGGGAAGGGUCUCUCGGGUCGGGUCUCACCGGCAGUGGCAGAGCUGAAGUGCUUGUCGGGUCUGUACCUGCACUACAACAGCUUGUCAGGAGAGAUUCCUAAAGAGAUAUCGUAUCUCACUGAGCUCACUGAUCUGUAUCUCAACGUCAAUAAUCUAACUGGGGGUAUUCCUUCUGAGAUUGGGAACAUGACUAGUCUGCAAGUUAUACAGCUAUGUUGUAACCAGCUGACAGGAAAUAUACCAACACAGAUGCGAUCCAGAGGAGGCAGUUUUUCACAAUACCACAAGAAAAAAAAUGGGAGCAGCAACGAGGGUUUGGAUGAGCACUUUGGUGGUGGUGAUGGCGGUGCUGGUGUUUGGACUUGGGGACUGCGCGGCGCCGGCUCCUUCGGUGGACUGCUCGAGCCUGAUCUUGAACAUGGCGGACUGCUUGUCGUUUGUGUCGAAUGGGAGCACGGAAACGAAGCCGGCAGGGACUUGCUGCAAUGGCCUCAAGACUGUGCUCAAAGCCGACGCCUCCUGCCGCCUCUGUGA